AUGACCCUUCCUGAGGAGACAGAGGAACAGCGAGAUCGCCGUUUCAAAACCCUCUUCAGCACCAUUGACAUCAAUGGAACUGGCAAAGUGAGCCUAGAGGAUCUAGCUGAAGCGUUCAAAAGGACCAAUCACCCGCUGAAGUCAUCGCCCGAGGCAAUAGACCAGAUCUUUCGUUCCCUCGACUGCAAUGGUGACUCAGUUGUGGACUUUGAUGACUUCAAAAAGUACGCUGCGACCGCAGAGAGCCAAAUCAAACAAGGCUUUCUGCGGCUCGACCGUGACAAUGACGGUAGAAUAAGGACCAGCGAUCUGUCAACCUAUCUGAGUAGUCUUGCAAGAGGCAAGGAGCCCCGCCCUGAGAAGCCCUCAACCUUCAAAGAGUUCGUGAAGUGGGCGUUUGUGCCCAAGAAGAAGGGGACAGAGAACUCUCCUUACAUCACUUACGACCAAUGGCGCGACUUCCUCCUGUUUAUGCCCCGGAAAAAGGGCUCCAGGCUGCACACCGCCUACUCAUACUUCUAUCUAUUCAAUGAGGACGUCGAUUUGUCCUCAGAAGGUGACGUGACAUUGAUCAACGACUUUAUACGCGGUUUUGGCUUUUUUGUCGCAGGCGGUAUUUCUGGUGUAAUUUCGAGGACUUGUACAGCUCCCUUCGACAGAAUAAAAGUCUUCUUGAUUGCCCGGACUGAUCUAUCGUCAACGUUUCUCAAAUCUAAGGAUACCUUGCUCGAAAGAAAUCCCAAUGCAGACCUAUCGAAAAUAAAAUCACCGCUAGUGAAGGCUGCCACGACACUCUACAGACAAGGCGGAAUCCGCGCUUUCUACGUGGGAAAUGGCUUGAAUGUUAUGAAGGUUUUCCCCGAAUCUGCUAUCAAAUUUGGGUCUUUCGAACUCGCUAAAAGGGUCAUGUCUAAACUUGAAGGAGUUAAAGAUAACUCUGAUUUAUCCAGACUGUCUACUUACAUUGCAGGUGGUCUCGGUGGUGUCAUGGCCCAAUUUUCCGUGUACCCGGUAGACACUUUAAAGUACAGAGUGCAGUGCGCUCCAUUAAAUGCACAUUCCAAAGGGAGAGAGCUCCUCUUCAGUACGGCACGGGAAAUGUACAAAGAAGGAGGUCUGCGACUUUUCUACAGAGGCGUAACCGUGGGGGUGAUGGGUAUCUUCCCGUACGCUGCUCUAGACCUAGGCACUUUCUCGGCUCUGAAGAAAUGGUACAUCACCCGCCAAGCACGGAUUUGUGGUUUACCCGAGGAUCAGGUUACCAUGAGCAACAUGUUCGUGCUUCUCAUGGGCGCUUUCAGUGGGACAGUCGGUGCUACCGUAGUUUACCCCGUCAACCUUCUGAGAACUAGGUUGCAAGCGCAAGGCACAUACGCUCAUCCACACAGAUACAAUGGCUUCAGGGAUGUGCUUCUCAAAACAGUGCAAAGGGAGGGCUACCAGGGUCUUUUCAAGGGACUCGUUCCAAACUUAGCAAAGGUAUGUCCUGCUGUCUCGAUCAGCUAUUUAUGUUACGAAAAUCUCAAACGGGGUAUGAAUUUAGAAUGA
Molecule: messenger RNA, 1548 nt
Organism: Lachancea thermotolerans CBS 6340
Lineage: Eukaryota; Fungi; Ascomycota; Saccharomycetes; Saccharomycetales; Saccharomycetaceae
Gene: SAL1
Product: Ca(2+)-binding ATP:ADP antiporter SAL1
Exons: 1
Coding region: 1-1548 (515 amino acids)
Biological process (GO): transmembrane transport
Molecular function (GO): calcium ion binding; ATP transmembrane transporter activity
Source: RefSeq, a predicted model, not a curated record